This is a messenger RNA of Populus euphratica (Euphrates poplar), 732 nucleotides long. Its product is annotated as putative 4-hydroxy-tetrahydrodipicolinate reductase 3, chloroplastic. Gene Ontology annotation, cellular component: chloroplast stroma. Gene Ontology annotation, molecular function: 4-hydroxy-tetrahydrodipicolinate reductase activity. The record is from RefSeq and is a predicted model, not a curated record. Lineage: Eukaryota; Viridiplantae; Streptophyta; Magnoliopsida; Malpighiales; Salicaceae.
AUGGAGGUUGCAUGUGCUGUGGAUUCCCAUUUUGUAGGAGAUGAUAUUGGAAAUGUUUCCUGUUCCUUUUCUUCUCCAAAUGAAUUACCAAUAAUAAAUGAUCUAAUUAUGGUAUUAGGUUCCAUAUCUCAGUCAAAAGAAACAGGCGUAGCAGUUGAUUUUUCUGAUCCUUCCAUAGUUUAUGACAAGGUGAAAUAGGCAACAAAAUUUAGCAUUCAAAGUGUGGUGCAUGUGCCUUGGAUUAAGAUUAAGCUAGCGACAGUAGGAGCGUUGUCUGCAUUCUGUGACAAAGCCAGUAUGCUGAGCAGAGGAUGCCUGUAGGGUUCUCUGAUCGCACCAACUCUGUCCGUUGUUUCUUUACUCCUUCAGCAAGCUGCCAUUGCAGCUUCCUUCCAUUACAACAACGUCGAAAUUGUUGAAUCAAGGGCAAAUCCAAUAGAUUUUCCAUCAAUGGAUGCUAUUCAAAUUUCAAAGAACCUCUCUAACAUGGGUCAAAUUUAUGAAGAUAUUGCAAGAGGUCAAGUUCUAGGAGAAGAUGGGGGUAGGGUACACGGCAUGGCCCUGCCAGGGCUUCCCUAUAGUACGGCCAUUUACUUCUCUGGCCCGGGAGUGGUUUACUCUAUUAAACACGAUAUCACUGAUGUGAAGUGCCUCAAGCCUGGCCUAAUCCUAGCUAUUAGAAAGGUCAUCCGACUGAAGAAUCUAGUGUAUGGCUUGGAGAAACUCUUGUAA